Messenger RNA from Leishmania mexicana MHOM/GT/2001/U1103, 2769 nucleotides. RefSeq lists its product as hypothetical. The record is from RefSeq and is a predicted model, not a curated record. The coding region runs from base 1 to 2769 and encodes 922 amino acids. The transcript has a single exon. Lineage: Eukaryota; Euglenozoa; Kinetoplastea; Trypanosomatida; Trypanosomatidae.
AUGGCUAAGGCGGUAGAAAGAUGCUUGACAGCUGCCCAAAACGGCGAACGCGAUGAGGAAGGGCGCAGUAAUAGCUGCAGCCCUCGCGGUGACUUUCUCGUAACGCCGACAGGAGCAGCCGCGGCAAAGGCACGGGAGCAUCCGGUGACAGUGAUCACUCCGCAGGCACGCCCGACCUCCUCCACAUCCUUAGCAUCCUCGCCUCGCUUGGCGAAGAUGGAAAGCUCAAGCCGCAGCCUCGACAGGCUUCCACAGCAACGCCAGCGACCGAUUUCUCCUGGAAGCCCUUCCUCACACACUCUCUCGUCUACCGCCGUGCCUGUACAACACCUUUACCGCGUGCCUUCAGCCUUCUACGCACACAACAGCGUCACGUCGUCGGCGGUGUUGUCGGCUGCACGCAACCGCCGUGGCCAUGGCGACACAUUCACAGGCCCGGCUGCCCCCCGUAUCUCCGCCGAGGACACCACGCACAAGCAGGUGCGACUGCCACCGGAAGCGAGUCGCUCCCCAAGCAGCAUGGAUGCGCUGGAGGAACGUGCUCGUCGCGCGGCGGAGCUGCAUGCAAGUUGCGGUAUCCGCGAGGAGGCCGAGGCAGUGCUGCCCUGGGCCACGGCGAGUCGCUCGGGUGAGGCAGGACGCACCCAGGUACCGGUGCCAUCGUCGCUGCGGACGGUACAGGUAGCCCGCGGGUACCGCGCCUCCCGCCAUCUGUCCACACUGGGCGCUGAAGAAGGGCCGCCGUUGGAUGUCGGGGACGUCGAAUUAGUCCCCGGGUCCAGGCGACGGCGCCGGACCGGGCGCAUGGGGAGCUCUGCGGACGUGCGGUUUGACCAGCGCCUCAGCUACACAAGCAGCCAUGACGGCAGCGGUGGCGCUGCGGUGUCGAGGCGGUGUCUAACAUCGUCGUCCGCCUCAUCUUUGUCGUCGGUGGCGUUGGCGUCUCCACAGUCGCCGGCGACAGCUCUCGUUUCCGCGACGGCGCCAGCAAGCGGUAUCAGCGGUACCCGACCAUCGGCCGCAUCGUCGCCGUUCAACGCGCUCCUCGCUGCCUUUGCUCCUGUGCCAUCUGGGAUAGCUGAGUUGACAGCCGCUGUCAUUGGUCCGCCUCUGGCAACUGCCACUGUGCCUCCCACACGACCGCCUGCGUGGUUGCGGCCGUGGCUGUCGCACGCCCUCUCGCGCGCUAUGGCUGCUCACCUCGAGCGCGACGCGGACACCGUCACCACGCCUGCUAGCUCUGCUGCUACCUCCACCCAGGGCCUAGAUUCCUUUUUUCCUGUAGCGCAUGCGGCCUCCGCGUCAGCGCAGCCGUGCACGCUACGGUCUGCGCUGCUGCUCAUCUUCGAUGGACUAGAACGACUUGAGGCAGACCUGGCGGAGGUGCUGUUGGACGGAGCGAGGGCGCACCACUCGUCCAAUUUGUUUCAUAGCGCAGAUGAUCGUGACUGCCGCGCCUCCUUUGCAUUUAUCCCGCCUCCGCCUGCAGCAGCGGCUGCCUCCGGCGCAUUCGAUAGACUUGUCGAGCAGCUGCGCCAUCUCACGCGGCAAUGGUGCGAAGUGCUCUCUCAGUGGCCGUGCGAGGCAGCGACGCUGGGUUAUGUGGCGUGGUGGAUGGGUCACCCGGCUUGGACCGAUCUUGUGACGUGUGACGCCGCCAUUUCCACUACCUUUAGCACGUCUCCGGCGACGCCAGCGGCGAUGGAUCGAAGGGAGAUGGCUGGGCGGCGGACUGAGACUGGCCAUGGCGGUGAACGACAGCCGCCUCAACAGCAGCCGCAAGAGCCUGCCUAUGUUCUGCAAGGCAUCCUCGCGGCUGUUGUGACAGAGGGCAUGCGCACACUGCUGGAUGCGUUGGUGGACGCCUUUGUGCGCGCCGUCAGUGAGCUGCUACGCAGCACUGCUGUCAUUGGUCAGCCUCGCAGCGCGUCACGAUCUACCUCUUGCCCCGAUCUGCAGGCGGAAGUCGCUGUCGAUGCGUUUACGAAGCCACAGCACACAUGCCUGGCGCUCCUUCGCCUUCUUACGUCUCUCUACGUGAGCCCACCCCCAGUUCUCCAGCAGCUUCGGACGCUGGUGCAAGCUGACGUCUGCUGCGGCACUGCGGUGACCAGCGCGGCUGCCAACGGUGAUGGGAAAAGGACGACACGGCAUGAAGAUGAAGGCUCGCCAGCGUCGCCGGGUAGUCUCUCCACUGCUACUGCUGCGGCUGUUGCCGGUGAAGAUCGCCAAAACCAGUCGCACCCGCACCCGCACCCGUCACCUUCGUCUUUGUCGACGCCGCGCGGUGGGCCUCCUGGCUCGCCGUCCGCGUCACGAGUGAACCUCAGUGCACUCGACACUUCGCAGCUGCGGUCACCGGUGUGUCAGCUACACUACCAGCUCCUCUACGCCGUAUGCCGUCUCUGCAACGAACUGCCCAUGCUCUGGCAGCCACAGGACGACACUCGAGAUGCUGACAAAGACGAGGAGAGCAAUGGUGUGCGAGCCAGCAGCGUCACCGACUAUAUGGACCUUUCUUCCCGUCUUCGAGACCACGGUGAAUGCGAGAUGGCAAAGCUAACCUUGUUUUCUACGGCGGCGCGGUUGGCGGCCACCGUAUCAGCUCUGCUCCUCCACGUUCAGCUGCCCAUGAAGGGCGACUUGCUGUGUGUCGCGAGCCGCCUGGCACAGUGGCGUGCGAAGCUGCUGCGGUCGUCGUGCAUGAGCGAGCGCGAGUAUGCAGCGGCGAUGGGCCACCUCUGCGCCCUCAUGGCACAGGCCACGUGA